Molecule: messenger RNA, 1209 nt
Organism: Ceratosolen solmsi marchali
Lineage: Eukaryota; Metazoa; Arthropoda; Insecta; Hymenoptera; Agaonidae
Product: homeobox protein aristaless
Exons: 3
Coding region: 1-1125 (374 amino acids)
Biological process (GO): regulation of transcription by RNA polymerase II
Molecular function (GO): DNA-binding transcription factor activity, RNA polymerase II-specific; RNA polymerase II transcription regulatory region sequence-specific DNA binding
Source: RefSeq, a predicted model, not a curated record
AUGAUAACGAAGGAUGUUGAUUUACUUUACUUUAUUUUGACAGACAAUAUAGAAAAAUGUAGCAGCGAUGGAGUUUUGCAAACCAGUUCAGCUAGCAGCACAAACAGUUUAAGUAUAAGUCAAGCCGAUCAGCAGCUCACAGGUCAACUAAGCCACAUAACCGAACAAGAGCAGCAACAGGGAGUGCAGUUAGUAUCACCUACGAGUGCAUUAUCAACGGGCGAAAAGGAACAAAUGGGUAUCUCAACAGAUGAUGUAAGAACUGAUGAAGAAAAUGCACAUCCAAGGGCCGCUGCAACUAGUCCCGAGAGCGAAACUGACGUCGAUGACUUCACUCCUAAGCGGAAACAGCGUAGAUAUCGAACAACCUUCACAAGUUUUCAGCUUGAAGAACUCGAAAAAGCCUUUUCCAGAACUCACUAUCCCGAUGUUUUUACAAGAGAGGAACUUGCUAUGAAAAUUGGUCUCACAGAAGCUCGAAUACAGGUUUGGUUCCAAAACAGACGAGCGAAAUGGCGCAAACAAGAAAAGGUGGGUCCUCAAGGUCAUCCAUAUAAUACGUAUUUAGGGUCAAGUACACCGACUACACCAACAGUAGUAGCACCGACGUUGCCCAAUCCUUUUGCACACAUAAGUAGCCUUGGAAUACGUAAACCCUACGAAGCCUUUCGCUAUCCGGCAUUGAAUCAUGGACAUGUCACCUUAUCUGGCGGUUUCUCUGGGCAUUCUUACCAUCGUGUAUCUUCGCAUCUACUGACACCAGGAGCUCCACUACCUUAUACUUCAGCCGUUUCUUUUCAGAAUCUUCUUGCUAAUAUUUCUGCUUCUCAACGACCUAAAUUCAUGCGCAGUCCACCGGCCAUCCUUGCACACACUCCCUCUCCUUCGACAGCGCCACCUCCAACCCCAUCUGUACCUGGACCACCACCUGCACUAGGUCCUUCGCUACUUAGACCAAGUUCACCCCGAGAUAGCUCACCAACAAGCAGUGGUCAAGUUAGAAAUCAGGAUGACUUACCUGAAGUUGAUCGACGCACUAGUAGUAUAGCCUCUUUACGACUUAAAGCACGUGAAUAUGAGCUACACCUUGAGAUGCUACGGAAAAGUAGUGAUCGAAUUAGCUGAGAGCCGAUUGCUCUAUUUAAAAUUGGCUAUUAAUCUCUCCUAUUCACUAAUGAUGAAUAAUUAACUGUUCUAAUGUUUCAAAUU